Messenger RNA from Pomacea canaliculata, 4921 nucleotides. Its product is annotated as integrator complex subunit 4-like. The record is from RefSeq and is a predicted model, not a curated record. Gene Ontology annotation, biological process: snRNA processing. Gene Ontology annotation, cellular component: integrator complex. Bases 56 to 2869 code for a protein of 937 amino acids. The transcript has 19 exons. NCBI's taxonomy places the organism in Eukaryota, Metazoa, Mollusca, Gastropoda, Architaenioglossa, Ampullariidae.
GUCCCUUUAAACCGCCGAUCUUCUGUGUGGAGAGAGCAGGAAAACAUUUACAAACAUGGCCGCCAAGUUAAAGAAAAGAGCUCUCGCAGAGUUUAGCCAUGUUAUUCAGGAAGAGCCCAAGCCAGUCAAAAGGCUUCGCCUUAUCCAGAAGCCAACUCAGCAGGAACUAUAUAUUAACUUUACAAGUGCCAGCUCAUCUCAGGAAAGUCUCCAGAUGCUUGUUAGUCUAGAGCAGAAAUUUCCACUCGACCAGGCAGGUGCUGAAAGAGUAUUUCCUGAAAUAAUGGAACAUUAUAAUGGAAACAGGGACACAGUUGUACGGAGCAAAAUAUUGGCUGUCUUGAAUCGCAUGGUUAUGACCCCUGGCUUCAACCCACAGGUUGUUUCUGACCAACUGCUGCCUAAACUCAAGUCAGAAAAAUCUCAUAGGGUGCUCAGCCUUUUGUUAAGUGUGCUGAAGACCAUUGGUUGUUGUCUUGCCAAUAGCCCCGCCUUCCAUGCUCAACUGGUUGCUGCAGCUUGCCCGCUUCUAAAGAGUCAAAGUCACCUAGUUCGAGCACGGUGCUUGGAGCUGAUUGGUGAAUUAGGAUCUUGUGAUGAUAGACUCAGGGAUGGAGCCAUGUCUGAAGGAAUUUUAAGUUUGCUGGGACAGCACACAUCAGAUGAUGAACCUCGUGUCAGGACAAGUGCAUUUCGUGGAAUGUUGUGUCUCUACGAACGAGGGCAGUCCCUGGAUCAGAGCAUUUAUAGUCAGGCAUGCUCAGGGUUACAAGAUGAUUGUGAGGAUGUCAGACGUGCUGCUGUCAAGCUGGUGUGGGUGCUUAGCAGGCUGUAUCCAGAAAAUCUGGUCAACACUGAAGAAGGUGGCCAAGAGUUGAGAUUAGUCGAUGAUGGCUUUUCAAAAAUAUGCAACAUGGUCCAAGAUAUUUCCAUGAAGGUCCGAAUGGAGUCAGCAUCUCUGCUGGGCUCUCUUCACCAAGUCAGUUCUGCAUUCCUGGAACAGACUUUGGACAAGAAAUUGAUGUCCAAUAUGAGACGGAAAGUGAGUGCACAUGAUCGAGCCAAAGAGAAUUUCCAGUCAGGGGAGUGGGCGACUGGUGCUAGGUGGGCGGAUGACAAGCCUCGAGAAGCACUUGAUGCAGACAGUGUUAGCCUCAUGAACAUUGGUGCUUGUGGGGCUUUUGUGCAUGGCCUAGAAGAUGAAUACUUGGAGGUGCGGAAUGCUGCGUUGGAUUCACUGUGUGAGCUGGCCUACCAGUCGCCUAAAUUUGCCGUAUUGUCUCAGGAUUCUAUCAUUGACAUGGUGAAUGAUGAAAUUGAAAGUGUUCGCCUAAAUGCCAUCAACAGCUUGCGGAAAUUAACACGCCAUCUAAUUCUCAGAGACGAUCAGCUGGAAAUUAUUCUUGGAGUUUUACAGGAUUUUUCAUUCACCACACGAGAAGCCUUACGAGGGUUGUUGGGAGAGAUUCGUGUUGCAACAAGAGAGAGUGUGAGCAGUACAGUCAUGGCACUGCUUGAUAAUCUGAGGCGAUAUCCUGAAGACCGCACUUCAGUUUGGAGGUGCAGCCAGAAGCUUGGACAGCGACAUCCACAACUCACAAUGAUGGUAUCUGAAGAACUUCUUUGUCUGCAUCCUUAUUUUGAUUCUCCUGAACCUGACAUGGAUGAUCCUGCCUAUGUGACUGUUCUUCUUGCCGUUUUUAAUGCUGCUGCUAUUUGUCCCACAAUGGUGGCCCUGUUUCCAGAGCACACCAGACGACACUACACAUACCUACGCUCAAGCAUGCCAGAGCUUGUGCCACCCAUCCAGGCCAUAGAAGGCACAGAGAUGGCUUCCAAGACACAGGCUGCCCAACUGGCCAGCAACACUAGAGACUUCUUGAAACAGCUGACGGGACGGCUGGCGGGUUUGUCCUCUCUGGAUCUUGAUACUGCUGAGCAGCUGCUAAGCAUCAGUGUAAGGGAUCUGCAGCAUGUCCAGACACUGGAUGAGCAGACUUCAGCAUCUGCGGAGUGCACCUGUCUCUUUUUAUCCUCGCAACUGCUGCUCACUCAGCUCAUGAAAAGUGUUGUGCACCGUGGUACAUGCAUGGUCUAUUCAGAGAACAUGGCUGCUCCAGUGGAGAAAAUAUUGCAGCAGACAACCCAACUACAGACACUGUUCCUGGGUCUGAGCAGUGGGCUGAGGGCAGCAAUAAGACAGACAGAAAUCAAAGCACUGAUGCUUCAGCUCCUACUCACACUCAGCUGUGCUUCACUUGGAGACAAAAUUCGUGCUUGCAAUACAUUCCGCCAAUUUCUGGGUCUGGUAAAGAGCUCUGUGGACAGUGAACCAGAUGCUUAUGAAAGCUUAACCAAACAGAUUGUGUCCCUGUAUGACAGUGUUGACUGGUCCAGGCUGCAGAUGUUGUAUGACAUUGUUCACAACUUUGCACAAAUGCUACGACCAUCAGCUCUUACUGUUCCUUGUAAUGUGAAGAAAACAAAGGCCAUCAUACAUGAACCACCACCCUCAUCAGACAAUGCAGUCAAAUUUCCCGCUAACUUAGCAGCGAACGUGACAUUGGUGGCAGAAGUCAACAACUUAGAAGACACAAAUCGCCUUGGAGUCCUUGUUCGAUACCCAGAUCAACGUGUGCAAGUGGUGACCCCUCAAGCAACAGCAUGGAAGCGUUUGGGACAGCUUCGUCAUCGUUUAGUCAUGCAAGUCUUGCUAGCACAUGGUCUAUGGUCAGAGUCCUGCCAUGUGGAGUUCACGUUGGCUGUUCAGGCUUGUGGCCAUGGGCGACAACUGCUGAAGGUUCAAGAUAGCAUCCCCAUAGCAAAGCCUGUCAAAGUGCUGGUCUUUCCCAAACCGCUCAAGAGAUGAAGACAUGCUGGCAGUAGAGAAAGACCAUUACUAGUUGGUAACUGUGACAAGUGUGGCAAAACAAAAAUCUUUAUUGCCAAACUAACCUGCUUUGUGUCGACAGAAAUGUUCAGGGACAAAGCCAGCAGGAAGAUUAUUGUCUCUUUACAGAAAUCAAAAUGUUGUUGUGUCGCACACUACUGUAACCCACCAUUUGAUGGAAAUUGAAGACUCAAACUUGCAGUGAGGUGUGUUGAAACAGACUCCCACUGCUCCAAGAACUAAGCACACAACAUCGCACAGCAGUAAAAAUUUUCUGUCGCUGACAAAACACUGACGUUCUUAACUUCCUUCUGCAGACGUUUGUGGCUUGUUUAGAGUAGUUUUAGUUUGCACUUCUCCAUUCGACUUGUAUCUGCCAGCACAGUUCUUGAAGCUCCUCCCAUGUUGGUGUCAGUUGGCACCAGUCCUGCUCUCCUGCAUCUUCUGAUCUCGUGCCUGGAGAGACGAUGCCAAGGGGCUUACUGGUCAAAAGAAAUGGAGCCAAAGCGAUGAUACAAGACGCUGACCUGUCGCUUGAGGGGGUCCACAAUUAGGUAGCUGAACGUCUGUGGGUGCGGCUUCUCGCUCGGAUAGUAGGUGCCACUGGCAUCCUGAAACAAGUCAGAGAAUAGGACGAGAUCACAAACCUGACCCGCAAAGCGACUGAUGUCAUCGAUCACGUGGGUGUUGCUUGCGUCGGACGCCCAAUAAUAUUAUUGUUAGUAUUGUUGAUAAUUAGAUAUGAGACUUGCAUGCCAUGGAAUGACCUUCACAUGAGAGCGCUCACUGUACUUUGAGACAAUAAACGUAAAUGUAAUUCACACACUUAAUUGGUGUCGACAACAAUAACUAAUUAUAGUUCACACAUAAUUGGUGUCAACAUCACGAACAAGCACGACUGUCUAGACUCCACCACAUCGUCAGUCAUCAGUUGGUGCACAGCCUGCUCAUUCUCUCUCGUGCGCGCGCGCGAACACGCAAUCCCAUCGUUAUAGGUCAAAGGUAAUUUUUUGAAUUAAGGUGCUGCGGACACCUGAUGUAAGCUUAUCGUACACAGAUGAUCUUGUAUUUUGCCCGUUACCCACAACCCUCCAGUGCAUUACCAUUAGAAAAUGUCCGCCCCACGAACUUACAGCUCGACUAGACCCCUGACACAUCACGUGAUCCAACCAAUAGAUGCACUGAUGAGCUGACAGCAUGUUUCUAGCACAACCUUUUCUUUUAACUGUACACACGCGAGUUUAUUUUUUCAAAUUAGGUGCGAAUGAUGCUCUUUCAUCGGGCGCGCCAUUAAUCCCCCCAACCCCACCGCCACACACACAAAAAAAAAUUCCUUCCAUGAUGCGUUCCUUCUUGGAGUUAAGAUACGAACCGGUUCUAAUCAAUCGGAUUCUAGGAAUGCCUGCAAGCAGAUGGCAUCCCGUCGCGUGCAGAAUCGCCGCGCCAUCUGGUAGACUGAUUUCUCCGUAACGACAUUAUCGAUAAUCACUCCGCGCUCGGUAGGGUAGCAGGCUCCAGGGCCACGUGCCGGCGCUCUAGUGUCCUCGCUUCUCGUUCGUUCCAUUACUCUCGACGAGCACCAACAGCGGCGGUCAUUUCAUGCUCGGCCUUGCAACCCGCAACAGGUUUAGGCACAGGUGGAUGUGCAUGUGGGUGUGUGCAUGUAUCAUAUCCACGACGUGCGAACCAGGAACAGUUCCAUGUCUGUGAGAUCCCCUGCCCGAUAAUUACAACACUGAAACUUUCUCUCAUUCCACCAGGAGCUUGCCUCUCGUCUGACGUGGCGGUGAAAGCAGAAGCUGGUGGUAGACCUGUCUGUUGUCACGUGGUGUUCUUUGGUUAGUCUCGUGCUGCAGACGAUACCAGAUCUUGUCUGUCUGCUUAAUUCACUUUUUAAAAUAACACGUGGGAAUUUCUUUUUCGCCCCUCUUGCAAUUUUGUUAGUAACAGAAAUGUGUUCGUUGCUGUACAGCUAUUGAUCAUGACCAGUAAGGAUCGAAGUAAAAAUUAGGAUUAAACACUGUUCCUGGC